Molecule: messenger RNA, 1958 nt
Organism: Capsicum annuum
Lineage: Eukaryota; Viridiplantae; Streptophyta; Magnoliopsida; Solanales; Solanaceae
Molecular function (GO): protein binding
Source: RefSeq, a predicted model, not a curated record
CCACCACCACCACCACCGUCAUCAGCUCCGCCGUCUACCGCCACCGAUUCCCUCCUCGACUUACCGCCUCUUCCCACCCCCACCACCAAGGUCCGCCUUUUAUGCAGCUACGGUGGCCACAUAGUUCAACGUCCUCACGACAAAACUCUCUGUUACGCCGGCGGUGACAACCGUGUCGUCGCCGUCGAUCGUCGUACCACCGUCGCAUCUCUCUCCGCAUUUAUGGCCCAUCUUUCCCGUACCCUUUAUGGUAACCGUCCGUUUUAUCUGAAAUACCAGCUACCUAAUGAGGAACUUGAUUCGCUUAUUUCGGUCACGACCGAUGAGGAUUUACAGAACAUGCUUGAAGAACACGAUAGGACGAUCGCCAUGAGUGCGUUAACAUCUUCACGUAUCAGAUUAUUCCUCUUCCCGGUAAAGCCUGAAUCAUUGGGUUCGGCGUUACUUGAUUCUAAAGCUGAUUCGUGGUUUUCCGAUGCUUUGAAUAAUACGCGGAUUGCUAGAAGGGGACAAUCGACUGAUUCGGGUUUUGGGCAUGAGCUUAUCGGGUUUGAAAAUACGGGUGGGUCGAAUUCAGGGGAAAAUUUGAGUGCGAUUGGAGGGGGUGCUGGAGAGGGCAAGCAAGCGUUGGAUUUUGGUGGUGGUUCGGUGCCGGAGACUAUGGUUUUGGAGACGAGUUCUUCGUUUGGGUCGACAAGUUCUUCCAUUUCUAUGUCUAAUAUACCUGCUAUUGGAGUUCAAGCUGAGGAUGGUGGUGCUAAUUUGCAGGACAAAAAAGUUAGAGUGCCUUCAUCAUCAGCUUUAAUGGAUAAUGACAAUAUUGUUGGAAGUACUGGUUUUCAACCUAAAGUUGGAAUUCACCAAGAGCCACUUGUUCAAGUAAUGUCCAGCAUGGCCUCACACAGUCUCAUCGAAGCAGAAGGCUCCAUUGUCAAUCCUACUCUCAUUCAGACACCGAAAAUGGUUCAGGUUUCUGGGUAUCAACUACCUCAAACAUUGGAUGGGAAGCAGCCCCAACAUGGAAUGCAAUAUAUUCAUGGUGGUGCUUGUUAUGUACCUAACUAUCCUAGUGGUCCAUUGCCAGUAUCAUCCUGUUAUCCAUUAUAUCAGGUUCCCAUGCAGCAGCCGCAACAAACUCCUUAUCCACUGAAUCAACAGUACCCAAUAUACUUUGUUCCUGUGCAGCAAAUGCAAUCUCACAGUAUGUCAGUGCUGCCCAACAUUAAUCAUGCAGCAGUGAUGGCGUCCAAUCUGCCAACCUUGCAUCCACAAAGUGUCAUGAGCCUUCCAUCAAUAGCUUAUAAGGAGGUUGUGACAGCUCAAUCAGUGUCUGAGCCGGUUUCAAAAGUUUACACAACAGUCCCAACAACAUCACUACCCAUUAGUGCCCCUUCUCAGACUCAGCAACAAUAUACUACCCUUCCUGAACCACAGCUUAGUUCCCAACCCGUCUCAACUGCAUCAGUUCCUGUUGCGAAUGAUGCAAAUGAGUUUGACGAUGAUCUUGCAUACAAUCAGAUAUAUAAAUCUCAGCCUCCUCCACCUUCUUUCAUUUCCCAGUGCCAAACCAUUACAAAGGGGGCAACAGUAUUACUGUCAGAGUCUUCCAUGCAGAUGCACAGUAACAAUGUAAUGAACCAGGCACCAUCACAUCCUCAGUGAGGCUGUGAAAAGAAGAUCAAAAGUUUUGAUAGGGGGUUCAUCUUUUCUUAUAGUUCACAAGUUCUAAGAUUUAUUCUUUCAUCUUGUUUGAGGCACGUAAACCAAAAGUUUUUCUUGUGUAAUUUGUUUCUCUUUAUUUAAUAUUUGUUAGGAUAAUCCCCAUACUCUGAACACAUCUAUACCCAUAAAGAGAAAAAAAAUGAAGAAAGUUAAACAGUGGUGAAGACUGAAAGUAGUUUUGGUUUGUAUGCAUCAGAAUAUAUAUGAUGAAUGACAAUGUGUGCUUUUACCGUAAA